Molecule: messenger RNA, 1326 nt
Organism: Sesamum indicum (sesame)
Lineage: Eukaryota; Viridiplantae; Streptophyta; Magnoliopsida; Lamiales; Pedaliaceae
Source: RefSeq, a predicted model, not a curated record
CUCAUUAAUUGAGUGAGUGAGAAAAAAAAGAAAUAUUAUAGGGAAAAAGAGGUCUCCCUCCCUGUAGAGGAAGAGGAGUUGUAGACGAGAAGGAGAACGAUUUGGGAACUGAUUCAUCUAAACUUUUAGCUUCUAUCUUUCCCUUGUCAAUUUAUCAACAAACCCUAAUUUUGUUUGGCAAGGAUAUAUAUAUAUACAUAUUUCUGGGUUCCCUCUUUUUUCUCUGAAAUUUCUAGGGUGAUUUCUGGGUUUCUUUUAGAUUUGGUGCUUUUUGAGGUGAAAAAUGGCGACGGAAGUGUUACGGCCCCAAGAUUUGUUGGUUGAGAGGUUCCGCGUGCCACAGACGUCUUGUCCGCGCAGGAGGAAUUUUCCGGCGAACGGAAGCUUGACGCACUUAGACGCGAGCCGGAGGCAACAUAGGAAGACGUCUCCCAAGCCGGAUAAGAGGAGAUUCAACGCCGCGGCGGAGACAAAGAGAUCGAGUUAUGGCGGCGUUUCCGAUCUACGGCAGAGGGUUGAGGUCAGCGGUGGCGGCCCCGUCAUGGGGCAAGUGACGCUGUUGAGAAGAGGCGAAUCGUUGAGUUCGCUUGCUUCUAAAGUAAGUGGUGGAAGCGCCGAGGCGCCUACUCAAAAGCCGGUUGACGAUCUAGCGGUUCUCGGGACGGUGAGAAUCGGACCCGACUUGCCGGAAAUGGUGCCGAAGCAGAUCCGCCUAGGGGCGCCUUCCUCCGGUGAUGUUUACGCCGGAUCGGCUUUUUUCUCGUCGCCAUCUCCCAGAUCUGUACCUCUACCUUCGUUCUUCAACAAGAGGGACUCAAAUGAUUGCCAGAGCGAACCCUUCGAUGACGGUGCUACGAGGGAUUUGCGGCGCUUGCUUCGUCUCGAAUGAUUUCCCCAAUUCUGAAUAUGAUUGAGAAAAAAAUCAAGAACUCGCUUUCUUGCUUAGAUUAUCUUGAAUCUGGAUUUCUAUCCGUAGAUAUUUUUUCAACAAUACGGAUGAAAGAAUAUACAAGAUCUGGAGCUCUAAGCAAAAACGAGAAGCGAUUCAGUCGAAGGUGGUCUCGUAUCUAGUUUUUCUUAUUUUCUAUGGGGUUCUGUAUUUGUUCACGCACAUCAUUAUGUGGCGACGUGGAUCUGGUGGAAGAAUUAUGACCUCUUUCACUGAUAAUUACUACUACUACUACUACAAGUACUUAGCCUUUGUAGCUUUGAACUGGGUAAUUUGGGUUGGGGAUUAGUUGGAGUUUGGGAAGUCGACAGAAAUUGUUAAAUGCAUAUGUCUAUCAUAUGCUGUUGUCGUAGCUCAUGUGUUGUGCGUCGUAUGUA